GACUAAAUGGACGUCUUCCAACCACUCAAGCCACUGAGUAAUACGUGGAAUUAUUAUCGCUUCCAAAUACCGGCCAGUGUAGCUCCAUUAGAAGCUCUUCAUUCAUUUCGUUUAUGUGUCCAUUUACAAAAGAAGACGAUCGGAGAGACGUGCUUAGAUUGUGUUGCUCCAUUCUCUGACCACUUCAUAUAUGAAGAUAUAAAGCUUAUAUAGUAAAGAGAUCUAGUUUGUGUCGAAAACAGCCCAGAAAGAAAUUUUAAUCAAAAUGUUUGUAUACGAUCUUAUAGGAGUAAUUGUGAUCGAAACAUCGCUCAUGUUGGCGUGUUUACCUCGACGGCAACUUUCAUCGGGCCAACUAUGGCUCCCGUGCACUGUAAACAAAACCGCCAUCGAAUCUUCAACGCUCGUGCACAAACUGGCCUCGGUUUGCUCGAAUGAAAUGUUUUGCGCUCUUCACGCCACGAGGAUUCAGGGCGUGAGCCUGUAUUGCGUGGACGAUGGUCGCUGCGAGAUGUGGGACGAGGCAAGUCUCUUCGUCGGGAACCCGCAACUACACGAGGCCAAUACUGGCUGCUUCCUCGUCGGCGCGGGCUGCACAAAAUUCGAUGGCAGCGGAAAAGUGGAGGUCGGAGAACUUGUUCCAAAAUCUCGUCAGGAUGCAUACGUUUUAUACUUUUACGACGUUACAUUAUUGGGUGAAGUUGUGGUUGGGUAA
Molecule: messenger RNA, 715 nt
Organism: Hyalella azteca
Lineage: Eukaryota; Metazoa; Arthropoda; Malacostraca; Amphipoda; Hyalellidae
Exons: 2
Coding region: 266-715 (149 amino acids)
Source: RefSeq, a predicted model, not a curated record